GGGCAUUUCAUUCACAUUGACUUAAACUCCAAGUGUCCACUCUUAAAUUCUAAGUGGGACACGUGUAUUUGUUUCGACUUGUGUUGUGCACAGGCUCGUGCAGAAGCCCUCCGAAAAUGUCGUGUCCCGUGUCCGGUGUCCCGUGUCCCGCCUCCCUCGGCCGACAGCGACAGCGACAGCGAACGCGCAGCGCUUUUGUGCCGCCGGGGCGCCGUCGUCGCCCCUCUACAGCAGAGCUACUCUUCAUUUACACCGAGUUGUAAAAUGCGAUUGGCUGCCGUCGCCCCUGUCAGAGCGCAGCCCCGCCGCUGACUGGCCCAUUUCACGUGUGUGUAGUUUCACGUGCUUCCGGUCGUCGUAAAAAAAGUGUUUGGGAGGCACGGCGAUUUUAGGAGAGUUUGCGAAGAGCGAACUGUCACAGACUGGAGACGGGCACGGGCACGGACUCGGACUCGGACUCCGGGGGAGCGCGCGCGCUGUGCUGCUUGCCGUCAGCCUCGUCGCGCGGCCACAUUAUGACACUUGGAAGCGCGCGACCGCAGGAUGCCGCCCGUUUAGAAGAAGAGAGUGUUGCCUAAAUUUACCGACUGGUCGUCUGCCUUAUUAUUUCCGCGGCGCUUCCACAUCGCUACGCUUCCGCUGUAACUGGAUACAAAUAUCCGCGCGCGCGCCUCGGCAGCCGUUCCAACUGGGUCCAGUUAUGGAAGAGCAGAAGGAUCAGAGCAGCCGAGAGUCGAGCGACGGGGAGAGCGUGUCUCUGUCCCCGAACCUGCCAUCGCCGCCCAUUCUGCCCCAGCAAGUGGGGCAGCAGGUCCACAGAACCACCAACUUCUUCAUCGACAACAUCCUGCGGCCGGACUUCGGCUGCAAGAAGGAGGCGGGCGGCCGCGAGCGCGCGCACACGUCGGGUAGGGAGAACGUGAACCCGCUGGUUGUAAGGCCGUCGCACCCGAGCACGCAGUGCCAGGACUCCAACUGCAGCAGUGACAGCACCUCGUCCUCGUCCUCCUCGUCCUCCUCGUCCUCGUCCUCCUCCUCGUUGCCCCCCGCAAAGCAGAAUUCUGCGAAGCAGGGAGAAGGCAAUGGAUCUACUACGGCGGGAAAGUACGGCGAGAACGCCACGUCCAUCAUGGUCGUGAACGCGACUAACGGAGGAUCUGCUGCCAUGAAGGAGUCGCAGCCGCUGCUCUGGCCUGCCUGGGUUUACUGCACCAGGUACUCGGACAGACCGUCAUCUGUCUCCACACCAGGACCGAGGACUCGGAAACUGAAGAAGAAGAAGAACGACAAGGAGGACAAGCGGCCCCGCACCGCCUUCACGGCCGAGCAGCUGCAGAGACUGAAAGCGGAGUUCCAGGCGAACCGCUACAUCACGGAGCAGCGGCGGCAGAGUCUCGCGCAGGAACUGAACCUGAACGAGUCGCAGAUCAAAAUCUGGUUCCAGAACAAGAGGGCGAAAAUUAAAAAAGCGAGCGGCUACAAGAACGGCCUGGCGCUCCAGCUCAUGGCACAAGGACUAUACAACCAUUCCACCACGACGAUCCAAGAGGACAACGGGGAGAGUGAAUGAAGGAAUGAAGGGCCUCGCGGGCCCCGGCCUCGCGGGAGCGAGCGCUUCGCCUCGCUUUUUUUUUAAGAACACGCACGUGGAGCGGGACAGGUGCUAUUUAAAUCAAAUCUCCGUCUAUCGCAUAGUAUAUAGGCAUAAGUAUAUAAAUAACGAUCAUUGAUGACAAAAAAAGGAAAAGAAAUCUAUAUAUAGCCAAACAAUAUGACGUUGUAUAUAUUUAAUUUCAGGUAAGGGUAUGUCUGUAUUGAUCCCUACUUGCUGGAGAUUUUUUAAAAUUAUUUCUUCUUUAUGAUGUUGUUGCUCACUGUUUUAGAAAGUGUCUGACUCAUUAGGAUUUUUUCUAUGUGAUUUCUGUCUCUUUAACCCUCACUUAAAUUCAGAUUCAACAAAAUGCGUUCCUGGACCGUCGCUUCAAGCCAAAGAUUUUAAUAUGUUCAGAAAAUAUGUAGUCUGAAAUAAAAGUGUUAAAUGGCCUUUCGGUUCAUUUCUUCCCUUGAGUUUAAUGUUAUUCGAGCCGCGCGACAGACCGCCACCUAUGUAAUGCAAAUCUGAAUGUUAAACUUUUCAACCUGCUUCACCUAUGGAGUAAUUUAACUUUGUACUGUAAGUGUAACAUGAACACAAGAGGAGACGUGUUGCUCAUAAAUAAAUAAUUUUAUG
Molecule: messenger RNA, 2230 nt
Organism: Scleropages formosus (Asian bonytongue)
Lineage: Eukaryota; Metazoa; Chordata; Actinopteri; Osteoglossiformes; Osteoglossidae
Product: homeobox protein engrailed-1-B
Exons: 2
Coding region: 701-1570 (289 amino acids)
Biological process (GO): neuron differentiation; regulation of transcription by RNA polymerase II; multicellular organism development
Cellular component (GO): nucleus
Molecular function (GO): RNA polymerase II cis-regulatory region sequence-specific DNA binding; DNA-binding transcription factor activity, RNA polymerase II-specific
Source: RefSeq, a predicted model, not a curated record